AGCGGGUCCGCAACCAGAGCGAGUCCGUAGCGGGAGCGGCUCCCCGCGCUGCGCGGCGCGAUGAGGCUGACUCCGCGCGUGCUGUGCAGCGCCGUCCGGGCCGCCUGGCGGGAGAGCUUCCCCUUGGGCGGUCGCGACGUGGCGCGCUGGUUCCCGGGCCACAUGGCCAAAGGGCUGAAGAAGAUGCAAAGCAGCCUGAGGCUGGUGGACUGCGUCAUCGAGGUCCACGACGCCCGGAUCCCACUUUCAGGCCGAAACCCUCUGUUCCAGGAAACCCUUGGGAUUAAGCCUCACUUGCUCGUCCUCAACAAAAUGGACCUGGCUGACCUGAAGGAGCAGCAGAAAAUUAUACAACACUUGGAAGGGCAAGGCCUAAAAAAUGUCAUUUUUACCAACUGUGUCAAGGAUGAAAACAUCAAGCAGGUCAUCCCCGCGGUCACGGAACUGGUUCGGAGCAGCUACCGCUACCACCGAGGGGAGAGUGUGGAGCUCUGCAUCAUGGUGAUCGGCGUCCCCAACGUGGGCAAGUCCUCGCUCAUCAACUCGCUCAGGAGGCAGCACCUCAGGAAAGGAAAAGCCACCCGGGUGGGCGGCGAGCCUGGGAUCACGAGGGCUGUGAUGUCCAGAAUCCAGGUGUGUGAGCGGCCGCUGAUGUUCCUGCUGGACACUCCUGGGGUGCUGGCUCCUCGGAUCGAGAGCGUGGAGACGGGCCUGAAGCUGGCCCUGUGUGGGACCGUGCUGGACCACCUGGUAGGGGAGGAGACCCUGGCCGACUACCUUCUCUACACCCUCAACAGGCACCAGCUGUUCGGGUACGUGCAGCACUACGGCUUGGGCGAGGCCUGUGACGACGUGGCAAGUGUGCUGAAGCGCGUGGCCGUGCGGCUGGGGAAGACGCGGAGGGUGAAGGUGCUGACCGGCACAGGGAGCGUGAACGUCCUGCAGCCCGACUACAGCGCAGCGGCCCACGACCUCCUCCGGACCUUCCGCCGCGGGCUGCUGGGCCCCGUGAUGCUGGACCGGGACGUCCUGCAGGGCGCCCCCCGCUAGGCCCUGCCCGCCCGCGGCCCCCGGGCGUGCCGCGUUGCGACCGUCGCGUCCGGCUUGACGCCUGGGCCGCCUUCUCCAGAAGCUCCCUGCGGUCACUGUGCACCAGGUCUCUCCCCGGGAGCGGGCUGCGUCCCUGCCGCGGCACAGCCAGGCCGGUCCCCGCUUCCCGGGGACGGAGCCCGGGGUGUGGACGUCCGCGGCGUGCCUGGCCUGGCGGGGACACUUGCGCUCAGGUCUCGUACGGAGGGGCCAGCGUUGUCCAGGAAGGAGGAGCUGCGGCCUGUCAUUUAAAGGCGUGAAAC
This is a messenger RNA of Pteronotus mesoamericanus, 1352 nucleotides long. It is a transcript of the gene MTG1, whose product is annotated as mitochondrial ribosome associated GTPase 1. The transcript has 11 exons. The coding region runs from base 61 to 1050 and encodes 329 amino acids. Gene Ontology annotation, molecular function: GTPase activity; GTP binding. Gene Ontology annotation, biological process: mitochondrial translation. Lineage: Eukaryota; Metazoa; Chordata; Mammalia; Chiroptera; Mormoopidae. Gene Ontology annotation, cellular component: mitochondrion. The record is from RefSeq and is a predicted model, not a curated record.